ACUUUUCUAACAUGUCAUUCUCAUCUGGACUAGUGUUUUUAGUGACGACUGGAACUUUUAUUUUUGGAUAAAUUUGCUAUAAAUUUGUGAAAGCAAAUAUCUUUCUUGUUAUUUCAUUUUUAAUUCGAUAGUAAAAUAGGGGCGCAAUGUCGGUGAUGGAGUUCCUGAAGGACUUACCGUCGUACGACGAACAUAACUUUACCUUAUUUAACACCGAUUCUGGUAUAAGAAAUUGUUCUAAGAGACCCUCGAUAUAUCUACCUACAAAGGAUAUCCCAUCAGAUCAAAUUAUAGUAACAGAAAAAACAAAUAUCCUAUUAAGAUAUUUACAUCAACAGUGGGAGAAAAAGAACAAUAAUUCUCCAAAGAAACGUGACCAGGGUCACAUAGAACAGAAUGGUGAUGAAGGCCGACCCCGCAAGAGGCCUUGCCUUAACUCCCCCCUCAACUGAAGCUGCUCUCAACUCUGUGCUACAGUUAUGGACAGUGUGAAGUGUACAUUUGUUUUGUAUUAACCUAUAUAUUUCACAUUAUACAGAUCAAAUUAUAUAUUAAUAUUCAAAACAUAUUAGUUUUGUGUUUUUUGACAAACCAACUGCAGCAGUGUUGUGCCAGUUUCAAAUACUAUUUGCUUCGAAAUACAUAACCAGACUUGUGGUAGAAUUUAGAUUUUGUUGGUUGAAAAUAGGUGACAAAACUUGUUUCAUGUAUGUACACUAAGCAAGCUAUACUAACCACAAUAUUUUUAGUUUAACAAUAAGCUUAUAGUAAUUAAUUAUAUAUCAAUUUCAUUCCAAUGUGUUUUUCACGUUUUAUUUAACUCAAAAGCUCAUUAUACAUGUCAUUUAUGUAUAAAAUCUUUUAUAAAAACUCACUGAACAAAUUUUUUUUCUAUGACCACAAACAUAGUGUCCGUGGUAAAAAUGUAUUAGAAACCUAUCUAUUGCUUUUGGGAUACACAGACAAUAUACAUUGAUUUGUUUUAAAUAAAAUUUACUGUAAAUUAAAUGUCAUCUUGCAGAUUUAAAUAAAAAGAAAUGCCAAUUGGCAACUUUUUAACGUGAUGUUUGGAAUUCUUUUUUUACUUUUUAAUCAAAUUCUUUUAAGAUACUGUGGUAAGCUCUUUUUUGUCAUCUACAAUAAGUUGUUUUAAUUACAAACAUUUAAAUUGUUACUUUAGAAAUAUAUGCUUCAUUGACUUCACUCAUACCCACUAAUUUUCUGUUUCUGAGAUGCAAGACAUUUUCUUUACUCUUUGGUUAAUUUUAGUAGUGUUUACAUGUAAAAAUAAAAUUCUGUAUUUUUUGUGAACUUUCAAUUUCUGAUUUUUCACCAUAAAGGUAGGGCUUCAUUUCUUUAAUUUCUAGUUGGACUUUUUUUAUCAACAUUUUCUAUUGUACUAGAUGAAGAAUUAAAGUAAGCCCUAAUAGACAUUCAUUAUGUAAAUAUUUUCAUAAAUGUGUGCUCCCAAAAUGCUUUGAUGUAAUGUAGUUAUAAUUUCUAUUAUAAGAUGAACAGUUUUAUUAUUCAUGUAUCGAUGUUUAGUUGUAUGAAGUAGCCAAACAGCACCAAAAUCAUCUAAAUUACAAAUGUUAAUGCACAUGUCAAAUAGGUUUUUUAUUAGUUUUAGAUAAAUUCAAUUAAUAGGUACAAUAAACAUGUUUGUUAGUAUCUAAUAUUCAAUUUGAUGAAUUUUAAAAUUUGAGCUACAGUUUAGAUGGAAUUUGUUAUAAAUAUUGUUUAAAAGGCCUAUGCUUGUAAACACCUGCAUGUAGCUAUCAUUUUCAAAUGUGCUAUUUCUUCAUAUUACAGUAGUGUAUUCUUUUUUUUGUAACAUUAAUUUCUUACAAUACAUUUGUUUAGAAAUGA
This is a messenger RNA of Papilio polytes (common Mormon), 1869 nucleotides long. Its product is annotated as DET1- and DDB1-associated protein 1. The transcript is spliced from 4 exons. Bases 147 to 452 code for a protein of 101 amino acids. NCBI's taxonomy places the organism in Eukaryota, Metazoa, Arthropoda, Insecta, Lepidoptera, Papilionidae. The record is from RefSeq and is a predicted model, not a curated record. Gene Ontology annotation, biological process: positive regulation of proteasomal ubiquitin-dependent protein catabolic process. Gene Ontology annotation, cellular component: Cul4-RING E3 ubiquitin ligase complex.